AUGAACAAAUUGGUUUCUGAAAAUGGACAACAACUUUCAUCAAGUGGAAUCAAAAUGAUGGCAUCACAACAAGACACAGAACACGAUGACUUUCUGAAAAAUAAUAUGUUUUCUAACAUUGAUGAUUUGUUUGAACCUUUGGAGGAAAAAACAGUAGUUAUUGUUGGUACUGUUAAGGGAAUACGUCAAAACAUAUGUUGGUAUUACAUUGCUUGUAGCAACUGCAAAAAGUCACCAAAACAAAAAGAGUCUUCUACUGAUAAGGUUGAUGGUUCUCUUGAAGUGCCCGAAAUCGUUACUUAUGAAUGUGCUAAUCCUAAUUGCAAAAGUAUCAAAAUUUCGGUUAUUCCAAGGGACAAAUCAACUGCAACAAGUCCUACAAAAUUGAUUUCUACACCAACUGAGUGGAAAAGAAACCUUGCUACAUGCAUAGAUCUUGAUGAAAUGGAGAAUUUGUCAGCAUCUAAGUCUGCUUGA
Messenger RNA from Lactuca saligna, 477 nucleotides. NCBI's taxonomy places the organism in Eukaryota, Viridiplantae, Streptophyta, Magnoliopsida, Asterales, Asteraceae. The record is from the annotation of a GenBank genome assembly.